This is a messenger RNA of Iphiclides podalirius (scarce swallowtail), 1230 nucleotides long. The record is from the annotation of a GenBank genome assembly. NCBI's taxonomy places the organism in Eukaryota, Metazoa, Arthropoda, Insecta, Lepidoptera, Papilionidae.
AUGGCGACCAGUGACAAACACUGUCAGACACCGUGCGUCAGUCGCAAGCAGGCGAGCCCGCGGCUUUGUGUUAUGUUCGACGAGAGCGUGGCGGUGGAGGGCAGGGAAGUGGACAGCUCUCCGGGAUCAGAGGACGAGGCGUUGAGGGCCGCUAUGAGCAAGUUCCAGCCCCCGGCGCGGCACACGGCCAGGCACGACUUCGGCUCGGACAGCGACAGCGACUCGAGCCCAGAAAAGUUCACGGCGAACGCGUCCGAGGAGGAACAGUCCUGCAACGGAAGGCGAAGAAACCGCAAAGCAACAUCGCCGCAUAGGAGGCCCAAGUCGCCGGAGAAGGAGCCCGCCCCCGCCAGCAGGGGCAGCGGCGCCAGGGCCCGCCAGAGCCAACGCCCUGACACCUCCACCUCCGAGUCUGACAGCGGCGAGGAGCCGGGAAAGCGUGAGGUGGUGGUGGGCGGCGGCGGUGGCGGGCGGAGGCGCGGCGCGGUGCUCCCGGCCGACGGCGCCUACGACCCUGAGCAGUUCAGGGACCUCAAGGUGCCGCCCGACAUCGAGAACCUGUUCCAGUACAUCAUGAAGUACAGUCCGCAGAAGAUGGAGGUGGAGGCGCGGCUGCGGCCGUUCGUGCCGGAGUGCGCGCCCGCGGUGGGCGACUGCGACGCGCUGCUCAAGCUGAGCACGCCGCCCGCCCUGCCCGCCCAGCCAGCCGAGGCGCCGCUCUCCGAACGGCUGCUGAAGCACGUCGACGAUCUCGGUCUGACGAUCCUGGACGAGCCAGCCGCAGAGCAAAGCGACCCUGCACUCCUGCACCUGCAACUCCGCGCCAUCUCCAAGACGGCAGGCGGAAAGACAACGCUGACGAGGAAAAUCGAGGAGGCGGAGAAGAACCCGAAGGCGAUCGAGCGCUGGGUGCGGGACGUGGCCGAGCUGCACGCGGCCGCUCCGCGACACGCGCACCGCCACCACGGCGAGGCGCCGGACGUGGACAGCCUGAUGGAGGAGUGGCCGGCGCGCGUGGAGGAGGCGCUGGAGGCGGCGGGCUUCCCGCCGCCCGCGCUGCGCUGCUCGCUGCCCGACUACUGCGCGCUGGUGUGCGCGCUGCUCGACGUGCCGCUGCGGGGGCCCGAGCUGCCGCACCAGGUGCAGGCGCUGCACGCGCUCUUCGCGCUCUACUCGGCCGUCAAGAGCUCGCAGCUCUACGCGGAGCGCCGCGCGGACCACCACGCUGCC